Messenger RNA from Acyrthosiphon pisum (pea aphid), 2248 nucleotides. RefSeq names its product mucin-5AC-like. The transcript is spliced from 2 exons. NCBI's taxonomy places the organism in Eukaryota, Metazoa, Arthropoda, Insecta, Hemiptera, Aphididae. The record is from RefSeq and is a predicted model, not a curated record. Bases 87 to 1949 code for a protein of 620 amino acids.
UUUCUAGUUCAUGAAACAGUUGAAGAAAUCCAAGCUAACCUAUAUUUAUAUCUACAUCUUUUAACUACUCUCAUUUCAUCAAAGAAAUGAAUAAUGGUAUAUUAUGUUUCCUUAUAUUUCUAUUGACCGUCAUGGCAUAUUCACAUUCUACGUUAGCAUCAGGAUUCGUCGUCAAACAGUCUAGAAAUAAUGAUUACAUGGUAGUAGCCACCACAGAUACUACAAACAAAAAAUCUAAAUCAAAAUCAUCGCGCUAUAUAUCUCCUAUUAGUAAUUAUUAUUUGGAAAAAAUUAAGUUUUGUAUGCGUUAUCCAGAUGACAAAUUGUGUCGACCCAAUGACAAUCCUAACACAACUGCUUCCCCUACUACUACUUAUCACUUGAAAACUAAAAUUAAUGUCAAUAACACGAUGCCUAAUAAAAACGAAGUCAUCGAAAUCAAUACCAAUUCUACUGGGACAACGACGGCAGUUCCUACGCGUCAUACUCAUUGUCAUUAUCCGGACAACUCUACUGGAUUUUCAACCACUAAAGAAGUUUUGGAUAACGUUGCCCUUACUGAGACAAUAACAUCAGUUCCUACAAAUUAUACCAAUUCUGCAACCACCUCCACUGAAUUUGUAACCACUACUGAAGUUUUGAACAACGUGACCCUCAUUGGGACAACGACGGCAGUUCCUUCGCGUCAUGCUCAUUAUUCGAACACCUCUACUGGAUUUUCAACCACUACUGAAGUUUUGGAUAACGUGACCCUUAUUGAGACAACAACGUUAGUUCCUACAAAUUAUACCAAUUCUGCAACCACCUCCACCGAAUUUGUACCCACUACUGAAGUUUUGAACAACGUGACCCUCAUUGGGACAACGACGGCACUUCCUACGCGUCAUACUCAUUGUCAUUAUCCGGACACCUCUACUGGAUUUUCAACCACUACUGAAGUUUUGGAUAACGUGACCCUUAUUGAGACAACAACGUCAGUUCCUAAAAAUUAUACCAAUUCUGCAACCACUUCCACUGAAUUUGUAACCACUACUGAAGUUUUGGAUAACGUGACCCUUAUUGAGACAACAACGUCAGUUCCUACAAAUUAUACCAAUUCUGCAACCACCUCCACCGAAUUUUUACCCACUACUGAAGUUUUGAACAACGUGACCCUCAUUGGGACAACGAAGGCAGUUCCUUCGCGUCAUGCUCAUUAUUCGAACACCUCUAUUGGAUUUUCAACCACUACUGAAGCUUUGGAUAACGUGACCCUUAUUGAGACAACAACGUCAGUUCCUAAAAAUUAUACCAAUUCUGCAACCACCUCCACUGAAUUUGUAACCACUACUGAAGUUUUGAACAACGUGACUCUCAUUGGGACAACGACGGCACUUCCUACGCGUCAUACUCAUUGUCAUUAUCCGGACACAUCUACUGGAUUUUCAACCACUACUGAAGUUUUGGAUAACGUGAUCUUUAUUGAGACAACAACGUCAGUUCCUAAAAAUCAUACCAAUUCUGCAACCACCUCCACUGAAUUUGUAACCACUACUGAAGUUUUGGAUAACGUGACCCUUAUUGAGACAGUAACAUCAGUUCCUACAAAUUAUACCAAUUCUGCAACCACCUCCACCGAAUUUGUACCCACUACUGAAGUUUUGAACAACGUGACCCUCAUUGGGACAACGACGGCAGUUCCUUCGCGUCAUGUUCAUUAUUCGAACACCUCUACUGGAUUUUCAACCACUACUGAAGUUUUGGAUAACGUGACCCUUAUUGAGACAACAACGUCAGUUCCUAAAAAUCAUACCAAUUCUGCAACCACCUCCACUGAAUUUGUAACCACUACUAAAGUUUUGAACAACGUGACUCUCAUUGGGACAACGGCAGCAGUUCCUACAUGUGAUAUUAAUAUCUGUUAUCUAAUUUCUUUAAUUAUUAAGUAUUUUUGCAAUUGUUCCAAUUAAAAUGAUAUUUUAUUAAUUUAAUUUAUCGUUGUAAAACUAAGUAUUUAAAACUUACCAAGCAAGCCUAUUCGUUUUACAUUAACAGUUAAUAACCUUAAUGGAAAUCCAAUUGCCUGUACAGGCAAUAAAUAAUUAAUGAGAGUACGUAUGCGAGAUAUUCAAACACUAGCUAUGCAGCGCACAUUAAUAUUAUAGGUAUAGCAAAACAAUGGAAAUGUAGUAUGAAAACCAAAUAUAAAUGCUCGGGAAUACUGUUUUCAUAAUUUUUUAUUGCAAAAUAAAAUUGUUUUACUAAGCAU